This is a messenger RNA of Rhizopus microsporus ATCC 52813, 831 nucleotides long. Its product is annotated as RRS1-domain-containing protein. Bases 16 to 744 code for a protein of 242 amino acids. Lineage: Eukaryota; Fungi; Mucoromycota; Mucoromycetes; Mucorales; Rhizopodaceae. Gene Ontology annotation, molecular function: protein binding. The transcript has 3 exons. Gene Ontology annotation, biological process: ribosome biogenesis; endonucleolytic cleavage in ITS1 to separate SSU-rRNA from 5.8S rRNA and LSU-rRNA from tricistronic rRNA transcript (SSU-rRNA, 5.8S rRNA, LSU-rRNA); ribosomal large subunit export from nucleus. Gene Ontology annotation, cellular component: nucleus; nucleolus; preribosome, large subunit precursor. The record is from RefSeq and is a predicted model, not a curated record.
AACAUAUUUAGAUCAAUGGAUGUCACAGAGAUUUUAAAUGCUCAUGAGGCCAAAGUUCAAUCAAUAACUGUUGAAAAGCCUGUGCCUCUUGGUUACGAUCUCAAUCUGUUAAGUACCUUUGACAUCAACCCUUUUGACGAGAAGAGGCUCAAGGAUAAAAGUCAACUUGAAAGCUAUUUAAAAGAAUUAACCAGAGACAAUACGCAAUUGUUAAUCAAUGAGCUCUUUAAACUUCCUGUGACAAGUUCAGACACAGGUGUACUGGCCACCUUACCAGAUAGAAAAACUGUGCUGCCCAGAGAGAAACCACUUCCCAAAGACAAGCCACUUACCCGAUGGGAGAAGUUUGCCAAAGCCAAGGGCAUCACAAACAAGAAGAAGGAGAGAAUGGUGUACAAUGAAGAAACUGGAAAAUACGAGCCUCGUUGGGGUUAUAAGGCCAAGAAUAAGGAUGAAGUUGCUGAUGAUUGGCUUAUUCCCGUGCCUGAUCAUGUCGAUCCUAUGGAAGAUCAAUAUCAAAAGGUUCGCGAGGCUAAGAAGGCUCGUGUGGAAAAGAAUAACAAGCGACAACGUCGAAAUCAAGAAGAAUCUGCUGCUGCUGUCAUAGCUGGAAAGAAGGAUAUCAAGGAGUUGAAAAAGACAGAGUUACAGGCUGCCAUUGCUGCAGCAAAGCAAUCAACUGCCAGUUUAGGCAAGUUUGAUAAGGCAGUUAGUGUGAAGAAGCCCAAGAAGAAGAGUAAAUAAACAAACUGUGUAAAUAUAAGCUAUGCUACCCUCAUCUUUAAAUUAAACGUUGUCCCCUUAUUCUUUAUAUCAUAAUAAAGAGGCUAU